This is a messenger RNA of Scatophagus argus, 2703 nucleotides long. It is a transcript of the gene hmga1a, whose product is annotated as high mobility group AT-hook 1a. Gene Ontology annotation, biological process: regulation of DNA-templated transcription. The transcript is spliced from 5 exons. The record is from RefSeq and is a predicted model, not a curated record. Lineage: Eukaryota; Metazoa; Chordata; Actinopteri; Scatophagidae. Gene Ontology annotation, molecular function: transcription coregulator activity; DNA binding. Gene Ontology annotation, cellular component: nucleus; chromatin. Bases 272 to 568 code for a protein of 98 amino acids.
AUUUCUUUUUUUCUAAUUUCUUUAUUUUAUUUUUUUUCAAUCUGUCAUCUUCCUUUUACAACUCAUAACUGUUUUUUUAAAAACGCUGCAUGAGCUGGGAUUUGGAAAGGGGCGGGCUGUGUGUUGUCUGACGAAUAAAAGCUGUAGCCUAUAGAUCGGCGCAAGGCUUUUAACCGGGUACAACCAGCCAGGCUUAAAGGAAACAUUUCGUCUUAAAUUUACAGCACAGGGCUAUAACCGAGCGACGGAGGUCUGAAAAAGCUAAGCAAACAUGAGCGACAAGGGGACAGUCUCACCGAAGGAGAAGGAGGCAACAGAGAAAAGGGGGCGUGGAAGACCCCGCAAGCAGCCCCAGGUAAAAACCUCUGACGAACCAAGUGGCUCCCCUACUCCAAAGAGGCCCAGAGGACGGCCGAAGGGCAGCAAAAACAAGACAACUGGCAAGGGCAAAAAGGCAACAGCAGCCCCAUCUGAAGGGGGGAAACGCAGGGGAAGACCUAAGAAGGAGGAGAAGGAAGAAAAGGCAUCCCAGGAAUCAUCUGAGGAGGAAGAAGAAGAGGACCAGUAAUCCGCAACGCAUGCUACCUCACUCAACAUACUGACUUACUGUUAACCAGAACUGGGCUUUAUCUCCAACACCAGUGCCACCACAUGACCACUGUUCACGACAAAGCCCCCCUUUGCCAAAAAGAGGGGUUAAACACAGUACAAAUAUCAUGCAACAGCACUGGAUAGAACGAUGGACCUUGCUCAAAGCAUAGAUCUAAGAAUAACAUACAAGGUAACAGCCCUUUUCUCUACAUGUCAUGUUAUCACAAGUCUUUUAUACUGGACAAAAGUGUGCUCCAAGGAGCCUGGACGUUUCCAUGGUUUCCCCUAAAGAUGGUUUAUAGGACAUUUUCUCUGCUUAAAGGUUACUUAUUUGUUAUACCCGCAUCUGAGAUGGUAGGGCAUAUAGUUUCUCCGUUUUUUUUUGUACUGGACAAAGGUGAAUUUUGCCUAUACUUUUUUUUUUUUUUUCCUCCCUUGAGUGAUUGUGUGAAGUGGUUAACCUAUCCUUUGCAUCAUAGAUGGAGUUGAACUUCAGCAUUUAGGACAAGAAUAGGUAACGGAUGGUAGAAGUUUGGGAUUUUUUUGGUUUUGUUUUUGUUUUUUUUCCCCUCCUUCAUUUCUUAACUGCUUUCACCUGCCCUUUUCGCACCGGCAGAGCAGAGUCCUCUUUACCUUUCUCCACUUCCUGUAGGACAGUUUAGAUUUACUUCCACUCAGACUUCCUUUGCGGUCCUCAGCGUGUAGAGGGGGAAAUAUUAAGUGUAUCGUUUAGUAAUCAGAAUAGUCUGAUCAGACUUACUGUUUUUGUUCCUUCGGGUUACAUGCCGUUUAUUAAGAAAAAAAAAUGAGUGUGCUGCUUUUCAUGUUAUAAUAAAACUCAAAUCUCUUUGGUAUAAUGUGUGUUUUUAAGGAUACGGUUGGCAGAGUUCUAGGCUGAGAGAGAGCAUCAGUGUCGUUUCUUCAGGGAGCUUUUUUCAAAUGCUGUUACAUUGGCGUCUUUGUCUUCACACGGUCCUCAGUUUCCAAGCGCUCACUCAAUCACUCGCAAAGGCAAAUUGCAAUCGGUCAAACAAGGAGUUUGAUUGUAAUAGAGGAUAGUUGGUGGCACUACUAUCCAACAGGGCUGUACGUUUUUCUCUUUUCUUAUUCUCAUUCCAUCUAGCUCUCACGGCUUCAUCUAGCUUGGUCCUUCUGUCAUCACUUAGUACAGUAAUAUACUUUCUUAGUCUUUUUGAAGAUGUGUGUUGUAUGCUGUCUGCUACAGGAAAAAGAAAUAAGAUGUUUUGUGUAUUUUCUAAGUGUCAGGGAACCCGCGGUCACAGUCCACUUAACUGGGUUUUUCCACACACCUAAGCUGCUACAACCUCAGUUACGAAACCCGGAAAACUGCAAGCAGGUGAUACAAGGCCUGGAAGUUCAUACCUCACUCAACGGCUUACUUUACCAUAUAAUUGCAUUUAACUGGUUUUCUGUUGUUUUUAAAUGUAACCUCUAGCAUGAGUUGGCAAGAUGUCGUUAUUACAAAGUUUGUGUAUGUUUUUUUUUUUUGUUUGUUUUGUUUUUUUUAACCUGACUGUAAUUGAGGUAUCUUAAGAUAUCAAGUUUGUGAUUUUUGUGUGUGCGUACGCGGCACGUCUUCGCUCGUUCAUAACCGGAGCUUGCAGACAGGUUGUAUUAAAUGUGUGAAGCAAGUCAGGGAGACCUGUCAGCUUGACAACUGUGUUCGCUGACUGUGGUAGAUUAGCAGGUGUGUUUUUAUCCGUUUAAAAAAAAAAUCUUCUGGUGCACUGAAAUAUUGGUUCAGAUUUUCAUGGACAAAUGUUUGUGUGUUUGUGAUAGACUGGGCGCUCUUUCCACUUAACCGUUCUGUUGGCCUCAGUGUGUCUGGCACUACGACACACAGCCACUCUCGACAUACUCCUACAAUGGUCAUUUCAUGUCUCUUUUCAGCAUCCUCCAACUACUCUUGACAGUAUCAGUCAUUUUACAUAGCAACAUCUUGCAUCUAUUCAUUUACAUACUGUAAACUCAACAGGAUGGGAUCAUUCUUUUUAAUGUACACCGUAUAUAAAUGUACAAUGUCUAUAUUUCUAUGGUGCCCUACAACAAUUUGUAUCAGAAAUGGUCAAUAAAGAGAAUUUUUCUUUGUCA